This is a messenger RNA of Lucilia sericata (common green bottle fly), 5064 nucleotides long. RefSeq lists its product as uncharacterized. The record is from RefSeq and is a predicted model, not a curated record. The transcript has 18 exons. NCBI's taxonomy places the organism in Eukaryota, Metazoa, Arthropoda, Insecta, Diptera, Calliphoridae. Gene Ontology annotation, molecular function: protein binding; GTPase activator activity. Gene Ontology annotation, cellular component: cytoskeleton; cytoplasm. Bases 733 to 5016 code for a protein of 1427 amino acids. Gene Ontology annotation, biological process: signal transduction.
AAUUUUUUAGUUUUACGUUAGUAGUGAGUAUUAAACAUACGGUUUGACGGCCAGUCGGGUUAGUGAAUUUCUUUAUUUGAUUUUUUUUCUAAAAAGAAAAAUGAAGUAGUGCAAAUUUUUUUCUAUAAAAUGUAUAAAAAAUAAAGAAGAUAAAUUAAUAAAUAUUAAAUGAAAAUAAGCAAAAUGAAGGCCUUUUUUAAUUGAAACAAAAAAGUUUCAAGUCGAAAAUAGAGUGGGCAGUCGGGAAAAAAGGAAAAUAAGAAAAUUUUAUUUAAGUAGCAAAAGAAAAGAAGAAAAAAUUGCAUUUUGCUUAUAUGAAAAGUGAAAGAAAAAUCCGUGGUAGUAUAUAGUGGUGUGUAUAUGUGAGUGCGAGUGUGUGUGUAAGUGAAGUUAGAAAAAGAAGAAAUACAACAAAUGAAAAAAAGGUGGAAAAUAAAAUUAAGCUUAAAAACAGCAACAACAAUAACUAAAAGUGUGUGGGGUGCUUAAGCAGCCGCUAAAAGGCCAGAGAGGAAAAAAAGGCCUAAAAUCAAACGGAAAAACAGGAGCAAAAGCAAAAUAACAACAACAAUAAGAAAAAAGUUUUAAUAAAAAGGAUAAAAGUUCAAUUUGUUUUAAAUCAAGUCAUUCUAUUUUUAAAGUGGCAAUUAUUUGUUUAUCAAUUAAAUUUUAUUAUCGAUCUUAUAAACCAACAACAAAGCAACUACAAAAGAAGUUUAUGGAAAAAUUAAAAUGAGUUCGAGUUGCGAAAGAAUAGAAUGGGUGGAAAUUAUCGAACCCCGCACCAAAGAGCAUAUGUAUGCCAAUUUAACCACAGGCGAAUGUGUUUGGGAUCCACCUGAAGAUGUACCAAUUAAGCGCACCGAUUCAUCACAAUGGUGGGAAUUGUUUGAUACAAAUACGCAACGUUUCUAUUACUAUAAUGCUGCCUCACAGAAGACCGUCUGGCAUAGGCCGAGUAAAUGUGACAUCAUACCACUGGCUAAAUUGCAAACGCUCAAACAGAACACCGAUCCCAGUGAUCGACGUGAGAUUAGUACACAAACAUUACAACAACAAUUGCUACAGCAUCAGCAACAACAAUCGCAGCAGCAGCCGCAACAUCAUCAGUCAUCACAGCAUUCAUCGCCCUCUAUGCCUAAAAUACGUUCAUCAUCUCAGCGUGGCAAUAGCAGCAGCAGCAUCAGCAGUAGUCAUCAUCAUAAUCUUCAUACGCAAAAUAGCAACACCAACACUACGGGCAGUGCGGGGAGUGUUGGCGGUGGGGGCAGUAUAAGGGGAGGGGAUGGUGGUAGUAUUGGUGGCACUAAUAAACGCAGCAGUGCUGGUUUGCCAUUCCAUGCCAGUUCGGAAGAGAAACUAACCACCGAAAUACUCUCAAGUCCACGUGGGCGUCAAAGUUUUCGCGUUGGCACUGGUGAUUCAUCACGUUCCAUGGAUAUGCAACAAAUCUCAACAUCAUCAAGACGUUCACAAGAUUCUUAUAAUCCCUUUAAGGAAUCUGGCCAAAUCGGUAGUGAUUCUAGUCUAUUCCAGUAUACUACUGGCUAUCGCCGAUUCAUGAUGAGUGGCACAAACGAAAGUUUAAGAUUGGGAUCAUUGCAAAAACAUCGUAGUCGUAAAGAGGUAGUGGCAGGUAAUUUUGAUAUGCUGCAAGAGAGCAUUAGUUCUCAUAAUAUUCCACAUGUCAGUAGUACUCAACGUCAGCAUCGUUCCAGCGAAAUGAGUUCACCAACAAUGCAUACGCCCCAAACGAAAAAGAAAAUCUCACCGGAUGCUCAUCAUUUACAGCAAUAUCCCCAACAGCAGCCUCAGCCGACAUUUAAUUCACAGCAACGUUCGUUGGUGGGCAGUGUUGGAGGUGGCAGUACUACGGGCAGUGUUGGCAGUAAGUCAUCAACAUCCACACGACAAACUAUGGAAUAUGGAGGAAGUGAAAGGGAACGUGAUUAUAAGGUCUCCUUGGCCAGAUCGGGUAGCUUUAUGUCAUCUUCUAUAAAUCCUUCUGCUGCCGGACAUCAUAGCAAAUCUUAUCGUCGUUCCGCGGCCGAAACUGCCAAUGGCGUGGGUGUUUCACCUGCCAGCGCUGCUUGUAUAGUGGGUGGUGGUAAUGGUGGCAAUGGGGGAGCGGCUAGCGAUGAUUCCAUGCAUGAGAAAUAUUUUAAAUCCGUGGAGAAUACGCCUCUCUCACGCCGUCGCCACACUACCACACCCAAAGGCUCCAGUGGGGCCGCUAGCGCCAGCAGUGGUCAUGGCACUGGAGGCAGUGCUGGCAGCAAUAUGAAACAUUCUAGUGACUCUUCACCUCAGAGUCCCAUUAGUCCACACAGUAAUAAAAAUAAACCCCUCAAAGCCUCGCCUAACAUAAUGGGCGAACGGGGUACUCCCAUGUUACAUUCACCCGGAGGCCAUUCCACGUGUUCGGGCCAACAGCAGCCUUCAUUAUCUAGUCAUUCACAUUUUAAACAAGAUUCUUCUUGUAGUUUAGAAUUAUUAAAUUUGGAUCGUUUAUCGCUGAGGGAAGGAGGUGGUGUUAGUGGUGGAGGCAAAACCACUUCGCCUCAUUUGAGUGAUAUUACUAGCCACAUGAGUGGUUCGAAUAAUAUUACUUCAAAGAAUUUUCCUUCUUCCGACAACAUUGGCAUGUUGACUCAUUCCUCUAGGGGCUCCAAUGAUUCGAGAGGUAAACACAAGACCUCUACAACUGGGUCAUGGUCUCAACAUCAGGAUAACCGUUCUCGUGGUCAUAAUUCUAUGAGUUUGGACAAACAGUCACGUCAUUCUAAUGAUUAUUAUCCACAGGAUAAUAAACGUCAUUCUCGCAAAGCCAAAGACAGACAUCAUAAUUUACAGGCCGAUAAUAGUGAUGUGGAAUAUGAUAAUGGUAAUAUAUCGCCUUUAUACAGCAACUGGGAUUCGGAAAUGCAAGAACAUUUAUUGCCUUUGAAACACUAUAUUAUCGAACAGGCCAAGUUAUCGGGGCGUUAUGUAUUCGGUGAUCCUAUUGACUCCGAUUCCUAUCAUUCGGACAGUCAGUCGGAGCAAUCGUUGUCGGGACAUGAGCCCGAUAAUGAAGAUUCAGAUGGCGGUUCGGAUACACAUGGUGGUUAUUUAGAGCACAAUUAUGGUAUGAUUGAAGACUAUGCUAAUAUGGGUGAUAGUGUCUCAUAUUAUGCCUAUCAAUAUCCACCAUAUGAUCCAGCUGCCAGAGAAGAUAUUUCCGACAAUGUGGAAGCUGUCUUGGAGGGCAUAGGUUCCGAAAUGAAUUCACAAAAAUCAAAGCCUUCUUCACGUUAUCAGUAUUAUGAUACCGCCACUACACAUACACCUUCUACUCUCAAUCAGCAACAAUCACAACAUCAUUACAACACCCAACAGCAAUCCACUCAUCAUCAUCAUUCUCCACAGCAACAGCAGCCACAACAACUCUAUUCAAAUGCUCCACCAUUGCCACCCGGUCAUCCUUCAUCCUCUGCCUCUCAUCAUCACUUGCAAUUAGAUGGUUCUGCCGAUAAAUCGAAACAAUCUCAAACAUUACCCUCACCCAAUCGCCAAAUUUCACGCAUAGCACAAAAUUCUCAAGACAGUGGCACUGGCAUCGGUGGUCGUUUACCCAUGCCACCACCGCCACCACAUCCCUAUACCAAAGAUGGCGAAAGCGCGAAUAUUGUUGGUGGCAGUAUGAUGCGUCGACCAUUGCCACCGCCUAAUCUUAAGCCGACGAUACAACAAAUCUUUCCACCUAGUGAAAGAGCUCCUCAAGGUCUGGGGGGCAUACCCACGUUGGCUUGCAUGAAGGAAUGUGAUAUUGAAAAGUUUGCGGCGGAUAAUUUAAAUUUACAUUCGAAGGGUAUAUUUCGUAAAAAGUCUUCCGUACGUGACAUGUUAAGCUGGACAUCGGAGGCCAUAAGUCGUCCCAUGUUGGCGUUGUCACGUGAUAAAACCGAUAAGAAAAUUGCCAUAGAACUCUUUAAGUUGGUGCAAAUUUAUAUGGGUGAUCGUAAGGCCCGCGCCGGCAUGAGUUUAAAUUCGGUAGCCAUAGAUAUAAUAACAGCCGCUUUGCCACAACAACAAUUGAGAGAUGAAUUGUAUGUACAGCUAUGCCGUCAGACGACAGAGAAUCCCAAAAGGGAAUCAUUAAUCCGAGGUUGGGAACUAAUGGCCAUUUGUUUGUCUUUCGUACCGCCUUCAAUAACAUUUCAGCCGACUUUAUUAAAUUAUGUCAAUCGUCAUCGUGACACUACUUAUGCUAUAUCAUUUCCCGAGGUGGGCAAAUGGCCCAUACACGUACAAAUAUCUCACUAUGCCACGGUGUGUUGUAGACGUUUGGAUCGUAUAGGCAGUCAUGGACGUAAACAGGCUAAAAAGCCCACAGAAGAUGAAGUGGAACAGGCUAGGAAUCAAAUUUUACGCAAUAGCAUGUUUGGUAAUACUUUGGAGGAGGUAAUGCAAUUGCAAAAGGAUAAAUUCCCAUUCCGUAAAUUGCCAUGGAUACAAACUACUCUAUCGGAACAUGUUCUACAACUAAAUGGCAAACAGACCGAGGGCAUAUUCCGUGUUUCAGCUGAUGUUGAUGAGGUGAAUUCUUUGAAAAAUCGUUUAGAUCGGUGGGAUGUUCCUGAAUUUAAAAAUACUAUGGAUGCACAUGCACCAGCUAGUCUUUUAAAAUUAUGGUAUCGCGAGUUAUAUGAUCCUUUAAUACCCGAUGAAUUAUAUGAUGAAUGUGUAAAUACCGAAGAUCCGGAUAAAGCCAAAGCUAUUGUUGAUAAAUUGCCAGAAUUAAAUAAAUUGGUCUUAACCUAUUUAAUACAUUUCCUACAACAAUUCUCCCAUCCGGAUGUGGUGAGUGCCACCAAAAUGGAUUCCUCCAAUUUGGCCAUGGUUUUCGCACCCAAUUGCUUGCGCUGUACCUCGGAUGAUCCGAAAGUUAUAUUGGAAAAUGCACGAAAAGAAAUGUCAUUUAUGCGCACAUUAAUCCAACAUAUGGAUACAACGCAUGUAGCCAAUUUGGUGUAAAUAAGUUUAAGAAGUUAUGAAAGAAAAUGAAACACACACAAACAAACA